Xyrichtys novacula (pearly razorfish) is the source of this 3757-nucleotide messenger RNA. Lineage: Eukaryota; Metazoa; Chordata; Actinopteri; Labriformes; Labridae. The record is from the annotation of a GenBank genome assembly.
GAGGGAGACAGAGAGAGUAAGAGAGUGAGGGAGUGAAAGGGGGCAGACAGAGAGAGAGAGAGAGAGAGAGAGAGAGAGAGAGAGAGCAUGGAUUUGGGCAGGGCUGUGGUUACCCAGCAUAAGCUCGCCUUUUCCUUCGGUGACUACACCCCGAGAGGAGGAGCGUAGAAGGCGUCAGGAUCCUCAAUUUUUCAACUUAGCAUCUUGGCAGGACAUUUUCCCAAGCAAAGCCCCCGUCCGACGGGUAAAAAAAAACUUCUGCGCGGGCAUGAGAGCGACGGUGCAACUCAGAUAAGGGAGCGAGAGAAAAACAAAACGAGACAAAACAUCCGACGGGCAGUGACUGGCUGGCUGGCAGCAAGCAGAAAAAAAAAACUCAUCUAACAUCUCUUCCCUCUCUUUUAUUUUAUCACUUUUACUUUUUGCCUUCAGUUCUGACAAUUAGAAAGAGGGACAGACAGUGGGUCUGCACACACACACGGCUCUAUGCGCUCCGGCAGCAGCGCAUGAGAAAAUAAAGGUGGGAAAGUGCGCAAGUUAAGUGGCUCACACUCUCCGGGCUCCAGCAUGGCGUAUCCUCAGGGCUACUUGUAUCAGCCAUCCGCUUCUCUAGCCCUGUACUCGUGCCCAGCGUACAGCACCAGCGUCAUAUCGGGACCCCGAACCGAGGAACUUGGAAGAUCCUCUUCGGGAUCUGCUUUUGCGCCCUAUGCCGGAUCUACUGCGUUCACCAGCGCCUCGCCAGGCUACAACUCCCACUUACCGUACAGUGCGGACGCGGCUGCAGCGGCCACAUUCACCUCGUACGUGGUGAGUAAACUAAAGGUGAUUAUUCAACCUAAUAGGAAUUAAAAGCGGGGAUAUUAACUCGUUAUAGAAGUGCCCGCUGUGCUUUCUUUGCCAAGUCAUUAAGAGGGAAAUGUGCGUCACUGCAGGGAUAUGUUACAGAAAGCCUGGUCCACUGAACACGUUGUUGAGUAAACAGUACUAAUUUAACUGAGUGCUGUGAUAUUAUAUGGCUCUUUAGUAAAUUGUAGUUUUUAAAAGAAAGUGUGGGCAAAGCCUUGCUGGAGCUCCUACGCGUAUAACCAAGUGCAACGCGCCGUUUGAAGGCAAUUUAGGUCACCGGAUUUCUUUCUGAUCAUCCUGGUUAUGCCAGUUUUAAAAACUUGAAAUUUGCAACCUCUGAGAAAAGUCAUGUUGGAAAUUGUGAUUUUAAUUUUUAUAGAUUUUCGAGCUGUGAUCAAAUGGCAACACAAGAAAUCCAUGCAAACUGUUUUUUACAGGCCCAUUUAGUACACAGAGUGAUGGUAGAAAAAUAGAAAAAUCGUUUGAUGUCAAGUCCGCAUUUUAUCAUGUCAGUAAGUUAUCAUGGUGGCAAAUUGUACUAUUUUAUUGUGGGGACGACUGUCUCAGAAAAAUGACACCAUGUUAGUUAUAAUUUCUAGAAUUCAUGUAAAUAUUUCUGAUCGGCUGUGAAGGUGAAUCAAAGUUCAUGAACAUUUGUUCGAGCUUCAACUAUUUUAUUGGAGCCAUUGUUUUGUAUACAGUGGCGUGUGUGAGCAAGCGUGUGCAAGUGCCCACAUGCACGUGCAUGCAUGUGCGCGUGUGCGUCUAUGUGUCCUUGUUUAUGUCCCUUCUACCAUUAUGUACCACUUUGGAAACUGCAGAUGUCAAAACUUUUACUCACUUUUUCAUUUGAAUGUUUUUAUUUCCGCAGAGUUCUCCCUAUGACCACACCACGGGGAUGGCCGGCUCGAUAGGUUACCAUCCUUACGCAGCACCCUUGGGCACCUACCCUUAUGGCGACCCGGCAUACCGUAAAAACGCAACCCGGGACGCCACCGCCACCCUGAAGGCCUGGCUCAACGAGCACCGCAAAAAUCCUUACCCCACCAAGGGCGAGAAGAUCAUGCUGGCCAUCAUCACCAAAAUGACCCUCACCCAGGUGUCCACCUGGUUCGCCAACGCCAGGAGGAGGCUAAAGAAGGAGAACAAGAUGACCUGGACACCCCGGAACCGGAGCGAAGACGAGGAGGAGGACGAGAAUAUCGAUCUGGAGAAAAACGACGACGACGAGCCAAACAAGCCCACAGACAAGGGAGACUCCACAGACACAGAAGCAGGUCGGUGUUGCAGGGAAAGAAAAGGAGAAAAAAAAAAUCAUCAAUUUUUCAUCGCAGUCGUUUCCACUCAGGGUGCAAAAUUGAUUGCUGGUUAAUGGUGGUAUAUUAUUUAUAAUGGGACAAUUGCUUUAAAUAAUAAUCACCUUGAACUCCCCUCGUUUGACUUCUCAGGGGCUGAAAUUGCUGGUGACGCAAAGUGUUUAGCAGUCAAUUUAUCUUUAACUGCAUAAUAAGGAUACAGCUGGUGUACUGCACCGGCACACUCAAAAUAUGGCCUUUGUAUGGUAAUUAUUGGAGCGGCUGCUGAAUAUUUAUUAUUACUUUGAAAUUAAAUACCAGAAAUACAUUUGUAAAUAAGAAUAAGCAGAGUAUAGUGCGUGCUCAGUCCGUGCAAUAAUUGUAGAGAGAGGUUCAUUCACCCUUUUGAGGCUGGCACACAUGUUUAUGAGGACAAUUUAUAGCACAUACAAUAACUGCUUUAAGGGAAACGUGAAUAAGUGGCCUAAUUAUUUUUAUACAUCCGAUUUGACUGCCUCACAUAUGUUAGUGUUUUAUCAAGCUUUGAGUGUUGGCUUAUUUGGCAGUAAUUCUGAUCUUUAUUUGUGCUUUAGAUCAUAAACUGCUGAACCCAGGGGACAUAGGCUGUGACAGAUUUAAAGAGGAGAACCACGGCAAAGACACUGAACCCCUCCUGAGCGACUCGGAGUUAAAAGACCAAGAGGAGCGGACUACAGACUUGCUGCCGGAUUCCGCGAAACCGACCACGUCGUCUCCCUCGGCGGUGCCUCGAGGGAACCAGAGCGUUGCGCAACAAGACAAGCCGUCAGAUUUGAGCCAUGCACCGGGUACGGUGACCAGUAACGUGACCUCUGUUAUCCACUCGCCGCCCUCGGCUCCUAAACCCAAACUCUGGUCUCUCGCGGAGAUCGCCACGUCCUCAGACAGGUGUAAAGGCAGCGGAGACGCGCCACAGGGUUGUCCCGGUUUGGGUCAAAGCGCAGCACUGGGCACCAACGCGUCGCCUUCACGGUCCUCCCCACAGUGCCCACUCCCCAACAGCACGGUCCUCUCCAGGCCCCUAUACUACACCUCCCCUUUCUACCCCGGCUACACGAACUAUGGGGGCACUUUUGGACAUCUUCACAGUAACCACGGCUCGGUGACCACGGGCUCCACGGCACAUUUCAAUGGAUUAAACCAGACUGUGUUAAAUAGAGCAGAGGCUUUGGUAAGGGAGAGCCAGAAAGUCAGAGGCCAAACGCAGGUAGAUCUUUGUAAAGACUCCCCUUAUGAACUAAAGAAAGGUAUGUCAAACAUUUAAUACCUGACUAUUUUCAACUCACCGCGGACUUUUAUUUAUUUUUUUGUGGUUGCAUUAAAAAAAAAGAAAAAGAAAAACUAUGAACAAUGAUGAAGCAAAUUCUGAGAACAGUUAUUUUCUGAGUAAAUGCUUAUCUUCAGAUUUUUAGUUCUGAAUGGUUAAUCCUAAAAAUGUAACGGGAAUGGUCUUAAUCGCUGCAGCCGCCUGAGUCUAUUUGUAUGAAAGACUAACAUGUAUAUUUAAUGUAGCAUUUUUGUAUUUAAAAUGGACAACACACUAUCUUUGAAGUAAAUUAUGAGAAAAAAAUAUA